GCUGCGUUGAUGAUCAGCUGAAGGUGAAAGGUGAACGUCUUGGAAUGACCUGCCGGUGGGGAGUCGUGUACGUUGCAACACCAGGAAGCCGUUAUAAAAACUGAGAAAACACCCCUGUCAUCAUGGAGUACCCAUCCCCCGGGGACCAGUUCGGGGAUCGGGACAGCGGGGAAGGUGUCUGGAGGCCCAUGGUGGCCAUGGACAGGAACUAUCGUCAGCAGGCGGCCUUCGACGACUCGGAUCCGUACGGUUUGGAAAUGGCACAGCAAUACGAGGACGAUCGUCCACCCGCUUAUAAUCCCGAAGUGAUCGAUCUAACGGACUCUCCCGAGCGGCAAAGCCCCGCCAGGCCCCCCAGGCCGCCCAGACCCACGGUACCCCCUCGCCCGGGUCUCUUCCCUGCUCACACAGGCGUCUCCACAACCCAAGACGUCGUGACGGACUUAAGACCCGAGGAAGUCAGGUGGUUCUACGAGAUCGAGGAACCCGGGAAGAAGCCUCAGUGGGAACCUUUCAUCGGCUACGACUCCUUAAGGAUCGAGACUAAGUAUCGCCAGGUGCACUUCUACCAGGGGAACACGCCCCCGGAGGAGAAGGUGGACCUGAUCGUGGUGCGGGGAGGGGUUCACGAGGUGUGUGUGGCCACCAAACACUGCUACCCCAUCUACUGGUCAGGUAAGCCCAUCAAGGUUCUGCGAGGCCAGUGGUUCCAUGACGGGACGUGGCAGCCGGUAGAGGAGGAUGUCGCUGUGCAGCUGGAGACAGAACACCUGGGCAAGUGGAGAGGACAGAGGGUUCCGCUACACAGCAGCCCCACCAAACAACAAACUGUGCUGAAUGUGAGGUUCCGUGACAGCCAUGUGGAUUGGUACAGCCCUUCCGAGGUCUUUCUCUUUAGUGAUAGCAAGACUUCCCGUGGCAUCCGUUUUGUUGGAAAGAAGCUUGGCAUUUCCAAAGCCACUGCUAGUGGCACCAAGCUGCAUCGUGGCUACAGAUACGAGGCCAAAAUGGACGACAAACCGGCAGACAUCACACACCUGGUACUGGUCAUCCAUGGCAUUGGGCAGAAAAUGGACACAGGCAGGAUCAUCAAAUGUGUAGCUGACCUCAGACAGGCAGCCAGUAAGAUCCAGGAAAGCCACUUCCCCCACCUGCCUGAUGACCAGCGGGUGGAGUUCCUCCCUGUGGAAUGGAGGUCAGGACUGACACUGGAUGGAGGUAUUGUGGAGAGCAUCACACCAGACAAGAUCCGUGGGUUACGGGAGGUCCUGAAUGCCAGUGCCAUGGAUAUCAUGUACUACAUGAGCCCUCUCUACAGGAACGAGGUCAGACAUUGUCCUGUAUCUGUAGCAACCUGUCAGUAG
Molecule: messenger RNA, 1364 nt
Organism: Branchiostoma belcheri (Belcher's lancelet)
Lineage: Eukaryota; Metazoa; Chordata; Leptocardii; Amphioxiformes; Branchiostomatidae
Product: phospholipase DDHD1-like
Cellular component (GO): cytoplasm
Molecular function (GO): glycerophospholipase activity
Source: RefSeq, a predicted model, not a curated record